UGCUUUCAGUACUGCCUGUCAGGACAUCCAACCUUACCAUGCAAUGUACUCAAGUUCAAAUCCACCACCAUCAUGUUGGAUUGCGGACUGGAUAUGACGUCUACUCUCAAUUUCCUCCCAUUGCCGCUGGUUCAGAGCCCCAGGCUGUCCAAACUUCCUGGUUGGGUUUUGAAAGAUGGAAGCACAUUUCUCGACAAGGAACUAAAGGAAUGCUCUGGCCAUGUGUUUGUAGACUCUGUGCCUGAGUUCUGUUUACCAGAGACUGAGCUGCUUGACCUCUCCACGGUAGAUGUAAUCUUGAUCUCAAACUAUCACUGCAUGAUGGCAUUGCCCUAUAUCACAGAGUACACAGGAUUCACUGGAACAGUGUAUGCCACUGAGCCCACUGUUCAAAUCGGCAGACUUCUCAUGGAAGAACUGGUGAAUUCCAUUGAACGUGUGCCAAAGGCUCAGUCUGCCUCCAUGUGGAAGAACAAGGAGGUACAGAGAUUGCUGCCUGCCCCGCUGAAGGACGCAGUGGAGGUGUCUAUGUGGAGGAAGUGCUACACCAUGCCAGAAGUGAAUGCUGCACUCAGUAAGAUCCAGCUGGUGGGGUAUUCUCAGAAAAUUGAGCUGUUUGGUGCUGUGCAGGUCACCCCUCUCAGCUCAGGCUAUGCUCUUGGAAGUUCCAAUUGGAUUAUCCAGUCGCACUAUGAAAAGGUUUCCUACGUUUCAGGAUCUUCUCUGCUUACAACGCACCCUCAGCCCAUGGACCAAGCUUCUCUUAAAAAUAGUGAUGUUCUCAUCCUGACGGGUCUUACACAAAUCCCUACUGCUAACCCAGAUGGAAUGGUAGGAGAGUUCUGCAGCAACUUGGCUAUGACUGUCCGGAAUGGAGGAAAUGUGCUGGUUCCUUGUUACCCCUCUGGAGUAAUAUACGAUCUGCUAGAGUGCCUGUAUCAGUAUAUUGACUCUGCUGGACUCUCCAAUGUCCCUUUUUAUUUCAUCUCACCUGUUGCCAACAGCUCCCUUGAGUUCUCCCAGAUCUUUGCUGAAUGGUAG
Balearica regulorum gibbericeps (East African grey crowned-crane) is the source of this 1041-nucleotide messenger RNA. The record is from RefSeq and is a predicted model, not a curated record. Lineage: Eukaryota; Metazoa; Chordata; Aves; Gruiformes; Gruidae.